This is a messenger RNA of Strongylus vulgaris, 423 nucleotides long. The record is from the annotation of a GenBank genome assembly. Lineage: Eukaryota; Metazoa; Nematoda; Chromadorea; Rhabditida; Strongylidae.
AUGCCUAAAAAUGCAACGUACCAUCCCAUCAUCUCAGCACUUUUCUUUUUUGGAAUGCCUGUGAUGAAGGUGGUCAAUCGUGCUACCUAUGUCUGCAUCGAAAAUGGUGUUUUCGGAGCCUUUACGUUACUUGAGACCACCAUUGAUCAGUUAACAUCGAAAAUGCAGCCCAAAGAAUCGCAGGCACAAACUCCUCCACGGAUUCGUUCAAUCAGUAGAUGUAGUUAUUGCUCGCAUCUCAACUUUGAGAAUGAAGUGGAAGAGAACAAAGCGACCGAGCUUCUUAAUAAUCUCACCAUACGUUCGUUGGGAGCAUUUGCUCGGGCAAACGCUGACGUUUACGGCGGUGAUUUUGGACGGGUUAAUCUGCGCAAAGGUGAUCUUGUGCAGUCAAAAAGCAGCGUUAACCAGGGACCUGCGUAG